AGUUGUGGCUUUUCCACUUCCAAUCCCUAAUUUAUUGCCAUCCAUUUCCCAUUCCCAAACCAGUCACUACGCUCACCACAUAAAAUCGUUCUCAUUUCUCCUAUCCUUGAAUCAAGUGAUCCCAAAGUCUAAAAGCCUUUAACGUUUUUUUCUUUGUUGAAAAUUAGACACCGAACAAAGGGAAUGGCUGCAAGAACAGUUGCCAAAGACAUAAUCACUCUUCGUGGUUCCGCAGCAAUCGUUAGCGAGUUCUUCGGAUAUGCUGCCAACAGCAUUCUUUACAAUCGCGGAGUUUAUCCGGAAGAAAGUUUUGUGAAGGUGAAGAAAUACGGGCUCCCCAUGUUGCUCACUGAAGACGAGGGUGUCAAAUCCUUUAUAACCAAUCUAACUGCUCAGCUCUCUGAAUGGCUUGAGGCUGGCAAGUUGCAGAGGGUGGUCCUUGUUAUAAUGAGCAAGGCCACCAGUGAAGUGCUUGAAAGGUGGAACUUCAGCAUUGAGACCGACGGUGAAGUUGUUGAAAAGGGUGUCUCUCGAGAGAAGAGUGACAAAGAAAUAAUGAGAGAGAUACAAGCGAUUAUGAGGCAGAUUGCUUCAAGUAUCACCUAUUUACCUUGCCUGGACGAACCUUGUGUUUUUGAUGUGUUGGCGUACACUGACAAAGAUGUGGCAGUUCCUUUCACUUGGAUUGAAAGUGAUCCAAAACUUAUUGCAAAUCCACAAAUGGUGAAAUUGCAUUCCUUCGACACUAAGAUUCACAAGGUUGACACACUCGUAUCAUACAAGAAUGACGAAUGGGAUGAACAGUAGAGGAGUCCCUAUUGUUCGUUCUCAGGUCUUGCAGUGAAUUUUCUAUUCACAAUGUUAUAUGUGUGUACUGCUAUGUGUCAACUAGUACGUAGUUUUAAUCCUUCCUUCUGUGUGUUUGACUUGUUGUGGCUGUAAGAAUUGCCAUCUCAAGAAUUCUUCCUCUUCGUCAGAAGGCUGGAUUCAUCAAUCAUUUCAGUUUUAUAAGAUAAUA
Molecule: messenger RNA, 1018 nt
Organism: Vigna angularis (adzuki bean)
Lineage: Eukaryota; Viridiplantae; Streptophyta; Magnoliopsida; Fabales; Fabaceae
Product: mitotic spindle checkpoint protein MAD2
Exons: 7
Coding region: 184-807 (207 amino acids)
Biological process (GO): mitotic spindle assembly checkpoint signaling
Cellular component (GO): cytoplasm; nucleoplasm; kinetochore
Source: RefSeq, a predicted model, not a curated record